CCAGGGAGGCAGGGAGGCAGGGCUGUGUGUGCAGGAGAAGAGAGCAGAGAGCGGCACAGGCAGAGUUUCCCUCAGUCUCCUUGCAUCACAGAAGAGCGCAGACAAGCCAUUCGCUGUCACUGCCAUUCACUUGCCUGGGGUUGUACGCUACACCGCUCAGCCACACUCAUGAUUUACUCUGUGGGAUUCUACCAGCACUUCACUGAAUGGUCCCUUCGGAUGCUGCUGGCUGUUCGGGAGCUGCGAGAUCGCAGAGACUUGGUCCCAGGCUUUUAGCGAAUCUCCUCAGUGACCCUGUAGCCUGGCUGUGCCCCCUUUGCUCGGCGGAUCCAGUUUGCCACAUUGCUCGGGAUUUUUCUGCCCUGAAAGGAUUACUGAAGUAGGAGACAAAGUCAUUGGUGGUUGGUUGCUAGGCUUAGGUUGGCAUGAAUUCUCCCUGACUUCUUACAGGGAAUAAAUGCACUUCAGAGUGUUUGUGUAACUAUUGGCAGCCUCUUGCACUGCUGAGGAAAGUGGAGUUGUUUUUGUACUGAGCCAGAAUUUGUGCCUUCCAGUAUCAUGGGGAAGGGCAUGGAAACUGCCAGCUGCGGAGUGGGACUGGGGUGCAUCCUGCAGUUGUUCUUCCUACCUGCCCUGGCCAUACUGAGCGCCGGCAGCACCUUGGCAGCUCAAGAUGAUGACUUUUUUCAUGAACUCCCAGAAACCUUUCCAUCCGACCCACCAGAGCCAUUGCCCCAUUUCCUCAUUGAACCAGAAGAAGCUUACAUUGUGAAGAACAAACCAGUCAAUUUGUACUGUAAGGCCAGCCCUGCCACACAAAUCUACUUCAAGUGCAACAGUGAAUGGGUCCACCAAAAAGACCAUGUGGUGAAUGAAAAAGUAGAUGAAACAUCAGGUCUGAUUGUUCGAGAAGUGAGUAUAGAAAUAUCCCGGCAGCAAGUGGAGGAGCUCUUUGGUCUGGAAGAUUAUUGGUGCCAGUGUGUAGCCUGGAGCUCUGCAGGUACCACAAAAAGCAGGAAGGCAUAUGUGCGGAUAGCAUACUUAAGGAAGACUUUUGAACAAGAACCACUUGGGAAGGAAGUGUCUUUGGAACAAGAAGUUUUGCUGCAAUGUCGGCCACCUGAAGGAAUACCUGGAGCUGAGGUGGAAUGGCUGAAAAAUGAGGAUGUGAUUGAUCCCGUGGAAGAUCGGAAUUUUUAUAUCACCAUUGAUCAUAAUCUCAUUAUUAAACAAGCAAGACUUUCAGACACAGCCAAUUAUACAUGUGUGGCCAAAAACAUUGUAGGCAAAAGAAGAAGCACCACGGCAACAGUUAUUGUGUAUGUAAAUGGUGGUUGGUCUACUUGGACAGAAUGGUCUGCAUGCUCUAAUCGUUGUGGAAAAGGAUACCAGAAGCGUACCAGAACCUGCACCAAUCCUGCACCUCUUAAUGGUGGAUACAUCUGUGAAGGCCAAGGCGUCCAGAAAAUGGCUUGCACAUCAUUGUGUCCAGAGGAUGGUGAAUGGACAGCAUGGAGUAAGUGGUCUACGUGUGGGACAGAGUGCACGCAUUGGCGACGCAGAGACUGUGCAAAUCCUCCACCCAGAAAUGGAGGGAAAGACUGUGAUGGCCCAGUCCUGCAGUCCAAGAACUGCACAGAUGGAUUAUGCAUGCAAGGUUUGAUUUACCCCCAUUCACCCAGAAUCCAUGAGCAGAAAACACAAAAAGAAUAUGAAUAUUCCUCUGCUCCAAGCUCAGACAAUGUGGCACUGUACGUUGGCAUAGUGAUUGCUGUGAUUGUGUGCCUAGCCAUAUCAGUUAUUGUGGCGCUAUUUGUCUAUCGCAAGAAUCACCGGGGCUUUGAAUCUGACAUCAUUGACACUUCUGCACUAAAUGGUGGAUUUCAAGCUGUCAACAUCAAAGCAGCAAGACAAGAUCUUCUGGGAGUUCCUCCUGAUCUCACAUCUGCAGCAGCCAUGUACAGAGGGCCUGUCUAUGCCCUUCAUGAUGUCUCAGAUAAGAUUCCAAUGACAAAUUCCCCUCUGUUGGACCCUCUCCCUAAUUUGAAAAUUAAAGUGUACAAUUCCUCAGGUACUGUUACUCCUCAAGAUGACCUGUCUGACUAUACAUCAAAGCUUUCUUCACAAAUCACACAGUCCUUACUGGAGAAUGAUACUCUAAAUAUGAAGAACCAAAGCCUUGCAAGACAGACGGAUCCAUCAUGCACUGCUUUUGGAACCUUCAAUUCACUUGGAGGUCAUUUAAUUAUUCCUAAUUCAGGAGUGAGCCUGCUGAUUCCUGCCGGGGCUGUUCCUCAGGGAAGAGUGUAUGAAAUGUAUGUGACUGUUCACAGAAAAGAGAACAUGAGGCCACCAAUAGAAGACAGUCAAACAUUACUAACACCAGUAGUGAGUUGUGGGCCUCCUGGAGCUCUGAUGACCCGUCCUGUAAUUCUCACUAUGCACCACUGUGCCGAAACAACUGCGGAGGACUGGAAAAUGCAGCUUAAGGAGCAGUCUGUGCAAGGACAGUGGGAGGAUGUUGUUUUUGUUGGAGAAGAAAACUUCACCACUCCCUGUUACAUCCAGAUGGAGUCAGAAGCUUGCCAUAUACUCACAGAAACGCUAAGCACCUAUGCACUAGUUGGACAGUCGACCAGCAAAUCAUCAGCAAAGAGGCUAAAACUAGCAUUAUUUGGGCCAACAUCCUGCACUUCUCUAGAAUAUAACAUUCGAGUUUACUGUUUGGAUGACACUCAGGACGCACUUAAGGAAGUGAUACAGCAGGAAAGGAAGGUUGGAGGGCAGUUACUGGAUGAACCAAAAACUCUUCACUUCAAAGGAAGCACUCAUAACCUGCGCCUUUCCAUCCACGAUGUUCCACAUUCCCUAUGGAAAAGCAAAUUAUUAGCUAAAUAUCAGGAAAUUCCUUUCUAUCACAUCUGGAGCGGAUGCCAAAGGAACCUUCACUGCACCUUCACUCUGGAACGCUUCAGUCUGAGCACGGUAGAGUUAGUGUGCAAGCUCUGCGUCAGGCAAGUGGAAGGGGAAGGACAGAUCUUUCAGCUUAAUUGCACAGCCUCAGAGGAACCUAGCAGCAUUAUUGAUUUGCCACUCAUGGAUUCAGCUAGUACCAUUACUACAAUUGUAGGACCAAGUGCUUUCAGCAUUCCCCUAACAAUACGGCAGAAACUCUGCAGCAGCCUGGAUGCCCCUCAGACACGUGGACACGACUGGAGAAUGCUGGCCCAUAAACUAAAGUUAGACAGGUACCUUAAUUACUUUGCUACCAAACCCAGCCCCACGGGGGUCAUUUUAGAUCUCUGGGAAGCCCAGAACUACCCAGAAGGAAACCUCAGCACUCUGGCUGCAGUCCUGGAAGAGAUGGGUCGACACGAGACCAUGAUUUCAUUAGCUGGCGAAGGGAAAUAUUGAUCACCGUGUGCAAGAACAAAGGACACUUGGGAGCUCCUCACACCUUGGCAGAGUUUCACAGCUAAACAGAAGAUGGAGUAAAGUAGUCUGACCAAUGAGUUUUACCUAUUCUAUUGAAAAUGACAUUGAUAAAAACCUUUCUUGUACAUUAACACAGAAAAGAGAAGAAAGAAAAAACAUGCAACGCUGUAUUUUGAAUAUUAUAAACCAGCCUGAUUCUCAUUCAGUGUGUCUAUACACGGCUUGGUACAGGAUUUUACAGUUUCCUAGGAAACGCAUUUUAUUGCUAUCCAGGUACAUGGAUAAACUUUUCUUUACAAUCCCAGUUCCAAUGGACUUUGUUUACAUCCAGUGAUGGACAGGGGUUAUCGAUACUGUUCCAUGACUAUUUGUAUUGUGUGUAAGCCAUCAGAAUUUGUGUGCCCCCUCGGGGCACUUGGUACAAUCUUCAGUGAAACCAAGAAUGGUGCAGUAAUCAUGUCACCGAGGGUCAGAUUAGCCCCCUGGUCUGGAUUUUCUGUUUCCAGAUCCUUUUGUUCAUACAAAGUUGUAUCUCUGGAAACUGAACAACUCAGUGAUCUGCAAAUUCUGACUAUCCAGCUGCUGCUGGACUACAACUCCCAGCAACCCUUAAUAGCCAUCAGCAGUCGCUGGUUUCUGUCAGUUGUAGUUCAGCAACAGAUAGAUGCAGAUUGCUCAUAUCCCUGCAAUAUUUUAAGUGCUAAGCAGAAAAGCAUUCCUCUGCCAAUAUUACUGGCAAGUCAAAGACUUUAUUUUUUUAAAUAAUUUUGCAAAUGAGGAGUCAGUGGGAAUGUAUAGAUUGUAUUAUGGAAACAUAUCAGUGUUACAAAUGGGUUUGGAUUAGCCAUUUGGAAAGCAGUUCUUCUAUAUCUCCUUUUCUUAUAAUGGGAUUCGUAUUUAACAUCUAUACUGUGUAUUCAAGUAAGCAUAUUUCUCUUCUCAAACGCAUUUCACAGUAUAUUCCCUUGUUUUCUAUUGGUAAACUUUCAUGUAGUCAUUUCUAAAUUAAGUUCAUUACAUUUCAACAAUAGGCUGUUAUAAUGAGCUUUGUAGUACUAGGGGAUUUAGUGCUCUGUGCAAGAAGGUAAAGAAAGGUAACCAUCCUUCUGGGCACAUGCAGUACUGUGACAUAGGGCAAUGCUGAUCUUUCUUAUACACUCAGCAUGGAAUCCUGUAUCGCCAUUUCCAAGCCAACCCCCAAAACCUGACUGAAGAUUAUUCUUUGGUGCUGUUUAAUGUAGCCCCAGAAACAGAAUGGGCAGCUUUUGUAUCUGACAAAAAAGUGGUACUGGAAUAUUUUCUCCCAGAAAUGCCAGACCCCUGGACAAUCUUCUUAAAAAGCACCAUAUCCCCAUUUUAGAAACAAAUUCUAUUCUUAAAGCAACAGCUUCUUUGACUGUGGAAAAUAAAGCAUAUUUUCAUGUAUAUACAUCAACAUGGUCCCUUAGUUCUCUAGGAGCAAUUACAGCUUUCAAGUCAUGAAUGUAUCUCUCUGAUUCAACCAUCAAUUUUAUAGAAAUUCCAAGCAUAGGCAUCAUGGCAGUACCACAGCUUCAGAAAUAAAAUCUUGGUUUAAAAAUUAGGUUCAGACCCAAAUGUAAGUGAUGACAAGAAUCCACAAAUCAUCUUGGUAAUGGAGAGUUAUAUGAUUUUAUAGCAAUUUAGAUGUAUUUUUACAAUUUGAUAUCUCUAGAAGAAACUUUAUACACACACAGACCCAUAACUUUGGUGACUCAUUAUAAUUAAUGGGAAAAAAUAUACUAUUUACUAUAACCAGUAUAUAUCAUCAAUUUAUUUUCCAUAAACAGACAUUAAACUAUAAGAAAUGUAAUUCUGCAUUUAAAGGUUUUUUUUUCCCUGAAAGCAAGUACUGCUAUAUUUGCUUACCUUUUUCCUUUCUGAAUCCUUUUCCACGGGCAAUAAUGCAUCAUCUACUUAUGACCACUAGGUGGUGAUAUGGUAUCAGUGUCUAUGUAGAUGAUGGCAGCUCCUACUCAUAUACAUAUGUCAAUGCCUAAUAACUGGUUGGGGCUUCUGGAAGUUGUAUUUGCAUGAGCAAGGAAAGAGGUAGAGUCAGCCCGGGUGCAGGCACACAGCAGAUUUUGGCAUGGAAAAUGCAUACUCACACUAAUCACUGUGGUGCACCAUUAGUCUAGAUGAGAACAAUGUAGGCUGUUUGCCACCAGUGACACUUGUUGCUUGGAGUACACGGAUCUUUCUUUCUUAAAAGAACCUAAACCCCAAAAAAGUAACUCAAGUAAAAGUGUUUCUCUAAAUGGUUUUGCAGUUUACAUUCAUUUUCUGUUUUUGGCAGUUUGAGAAAUUUGUGUGCAAAUUGCAUAAACAAACGGUGUAUUACAUGCUGCCUUCCAUAUAGAAAAUGUGCCCCAUCAUCUUUAAUUAGGAGAUAUGCCAACAUAUACCUUCGCUCACCCUAGUUAAUACAAGGACUGCAAAGUAAGCAGAGAAGAUAAUGUUCAGAGUUCCUCUUUAGCCAUGCCAUGUAAUACAUUCAACCAGGCGAAAUGGGUAGAACACUAUUUAUAUAAUAUUUACAGGCAGCCUACGGAAAAUCGCUUUUCUGUCUUUAAGAAGAAAAAAAACUGCUUGGUUUCAACUGAAUCUAAAAUGCUAUUUUGGUUGCUACUAACAAUGAUAGUAGGCCCUACCAUUACACAUUCCUUUCACUCUAAUAUCCAAUAAUCAAAUGCUGUAUAUGGCUUUUCAAUGUGUUUGUUUUUCAACAGAGGCAACAGUGACUUUACCCCUGCAGCUGGUUCAGCCAGGUAAAGCAGUGAAUUACAGUUGUAAUUCUAUUAGCAGUCCCUAUCUACUUGGUACUAAAGUUGAUUCACUACAAAAAUAAAAUUACAUAGUUAUCUAGAGCCUUCUGUACAUAAAUACAUUUGAAAAUAUGCUAGAUUGCUGGCACUGUAGACAUGGAUAUUGUGUCUCUGCUUGCAGCCGCCUGUUUUUAUCUUAUUUUUGUCGUGAAUACAUUUUUGAGGAUGAGAAAGGAGGGAGUUUAUUACAAGAUAGCGCAUCAAAACACAGAAUUCUAAUCCCACAUGGCCAUAAAGAAUAAUAUCUGUAUCAUCUUACAAGCUGAUACAUAGGCCUCGAUUAGAUAUCAGCUCUGAAUAAGGCAAGUUGUUGGCUUUAUCAGUGAGGUACAUUCCUUUCUUUAACACAAUAAUAAAUGUAUAGAAAUACAGGAUGCUGCUAGAUAUCAAAAUAGGUGUGGGAUUUUGAACACGAGCCAACAUCUUUCUAGUAACUGCGGAUAAGUGUUGUAAAACUGGAUUCAAGUGCUAAAAGGAAAUAAAUAUCUGUGAAUAAAUACAAACCUUGGAUGAGAUAUUGCUAUCAAGUAGGGGAUACACUAAUGUUCAGGUUGUCCAAGGGUUGGUAACCCAACUAUCUCUCCUGGCUUUGUAAUGUUAAAUGGAGACAGGGAUUAUAAUGUAGUAAGGUUUGGACUUCAGUGGAUGUAGGAGCAUAGUUAAUACCCAACAAUUCAGAACGUUAUACAAAAUUUAAAAUUGCUAUAAUAGGAGACUUCAUUUUAGAAAGAAAGUUUACAGGUCAGAGGGUAUCAGAAAGCAGCUGUACCGAGUCCUAGAGAACAUUAACUAGAGGUGUGUGUGACUAUCUAGCCCAUAAACCCCACUUCUUGAUGGUUACUCUCUUACUAACCAGGAAAUAUCAAUAGCUACCUAUAAGGUUGAAAGUUGGACUACCAAAUGAUGCAAUUAGCUACUCACAUACUGAGUUAAGAAUCAAAAUACCAAUGCCACAUUAUUAUUAUUAUUGAUAUGAUAGGAGCUCUUCCACUGACCCAUGUGCAGUGGUGUUGAGUGACACUGUAGAUUUACAUUGCCAUCUGUGGCCCUCAGUGUAAAACCCACACUGGAACUUGAUUAGCCAGUUUGUCCUCAUCAGUGUCAUAAUGAUACGUAAUGUUAAAAAUGCCUGAAUAAUUACCAGAAACAUUGUGUUUAGGUUUUUUUUUUAAUAAAUAUAUUAUUUGGCCAUUGUCUUAUAAGGAUCAUGAAUACUGAGAUACAAUAUUUACCCUAAAACACUACUUUUUUUUUUCCUGGUUCCGUUUCUAUUAAGAAAAUAGUGUUCAUUUUGUAGUUUUCUUCCACUUCCCCUAGUGGGCAGCAAACCUUGUAGUCUCCCCAAAAGAGGUGUUUAGGAAGUAUUCCUAAAGGGUUCUAUAACUUAGUUUAACACAGGGAAAGAAGCCCAGUGGUUGCUUUGCUCAUAAACUACUAUCCUUAACAAACCAGCAACUUAAAUUGUUCCUAU
This is a messenger RNA of Xenopus tropicalis (tropical clawed frog), 7749 nucleotides long. RefSeq names its product unc-5 netrin receptor C (gene unc5c). Gene Ontology annotation, cellular component: plasma membrane; membrane. The record is from RefSeq and is a predicted model, not a curated record. The transcript has 17 exons. Gene Ontology annotation, biological process: netrin-activated signaling pathway; signal transduction. The coding region runs from base 559 to 3414 and encodes 951 amino acids. Lineage: Eukaryota; Metazoa; Chordata; Amphibia; Anura; Pipidae. Gene Ontology annotation, molecular function: netrin receptor activity.